GUCCCGGAUGCUUAGGCCUCCCGGGGCGGUCAAACCCCCAGGACAAGGAAGCCCAAUGGGGCACCAGGCGCCUUUGUCUUCUCUGUGCAACACCAUCGUCUUCCCAUCCAGUGAAGAUAUCCCUCGAUGAGCCGCCGCUUUGCGUUUGACUCGCCAGACCUUGUGCGGCCGACAUCGUUUGGCUUCCAGGCCGCCUUUGUCUGCUUUCUACUUACCGCGCUCUUCUGCACCCUCGUGGACCUUGAGUCGAUUCGCCCUUCUUGGAAAGAGGAGCCGGACUGGACCAAUGGCUACACGCCACCGCUGCCCCCAUCGAUGCAGGACGAUGUGACGCUACAUUCGUCGACGUGUCGGCGAGAGUUCCCGCUCUUGUACGCCCAGUUGGAGGAGAACGAGGUGUCGUGGCGGGCAAAGGGAGGGCUCACCUUGCACCACGUCGACGAGGCGUGGGAACGCUGCGCCAACGGAUGCGCCCGCGUCAUCAUCCAGGAUGGCCAGGUGUUUCUUCGUGGGUACGCCAAAGACUGGCAGUCGCGGCUCGCCAGCAUGCUCGGGCUUCUUCAGACGGCCAUUGAGAGUGCAAGCUGGGAGGAAAAGCAACAGCUGAACAACGUCGACUUUGUCCUAAACGGCGCCGACAAGCCGGAGCACGGCGGAGAGGGAGGCGACGGCGCAGCAUGGGUGCUUUGCAAAAAGGUCAAAGCCCCACCUGGCCAGUAUCUUGCGCCUGACUUCUCCUUUGGGGCGUGGCCAGAGGCAGGCAUCGCUUCGUACCGCGAGUUCCGCAGAGAUGCGAGAAAGGUCAACAAGCAGCUGCCCUGGGACAGGAAGGAAGACAAGGCGAUCUGGCGAGGCGCAAUGCUCAAACAUAUCGGUGUCCCAAUCAGAGACAACCUGUGGGAGGUAACGCAUCAACCUGGGUUCAUGGACCUGUUCGAUGUGAAAGAGACAAAUUUCUGGGACCAGGGGCCGCAGUUUGCGCCCAUCGAGCCACCAGUCUACUUUUGCAAGAACAAGUACCUGCUACACACGGAAGGCAACGCCUACUCGGGCCGGAGUAAAUUUCUUCUGGGCUGCGGCAGCGCCGUCAUCAUCCACCGGCUCGAGUGGAGCCAGCAUUUCCACCCUGCUCUGGUCACUGCCUCUGCACACGCAGACCACAACGUGAUCCAGUCCCCAGGCGAGAUGUGGCACGGUCUUCCGACGCUCAUGGAGCAGUUGCGGACCUCAGACGAGGGCGAGAGAGUCGCCGAGGCUGCCAAUCGCACCCUCACGAACCGGUAUCUGACCCCGGCCAGCAUAUCGUGCUACCUCCGCGCAGCGCUGAUGUCCUACGGCUCAAUCAUGGCCCGAUCCACGUGGCCCAACGGAGAGGGCGCCCAGGUCAUCGAGGGCGGCGGUGUCAAGCCGGGGGCGGGCGCGCGGGCGACGGUCACGCUCAAAGAUCUCGGCGUGCAGGGCGACAUCGAGUACAAUGUUUGGCUGAACCUUGGCCAGCCACAAUGGCCUCCGACGUAGCAAAGCCUCGGUUCACUCCAGCGCAUGAUCAUUUGUUGCCGUCUGCGUGUUCCUAGCUGGACACAGAUUCUGUGUAUGAGUAUUUUGAUUUUAUGGGUGUUGGUUGAAU
This is a messenger RNA of Acaromyces ingoldii, 1627 nucleotides long. RefSeq lists its product as hypothetical. NCBI's taxonomy places the organism in Eukaryota, Fungi, Basidiomycota, Exobasidiomycetes, Exobasidiales, Cryptobasidiaceae. The record is from RefSeq and is a predicted model, not a curated record. Gene Ontology annotation, molecular function: protein binding. The transcript has 3 exons. Bases 127 to 1518 code for a protein of 463 amino acids.